AUGACGGGAGAGCGGCCGUUUGCGGCCGAGCAACGCGGGUACCAGGAGCGUGGCGGCGGAGGCGGCGCGGGAGCAGCGGGCGGCAUGAGCAGGGCGGGGGGCGCGGGCCGGGCGCUGGCCGCGCUGCUGCUGGCCGCGUCCGUGUUGAGCGCCGCACUGCUGGCCCCCGGCGGCUCCCCGACGCCAGACUUAGGGAAAAAAAGGCGCUUAGAGCUGAAGAUGGACCAGGCUUUGCUGCUCAUCCAUAAUGAACUGCCUGGGACAAACUUGACCGUCUACUGGAAUUUCGAUCGCUGUUAUCAUUGCCUGCUCCAGGUCCUGGUCGACGUCUCCCAGAGCAGGAAACCCGGGGAGCCCAGCAUUGAGGCCGUGGCUGUGAGCACCCAGCACGGAUCCAUCCUGCAGCUUAAUGACACCGUGGAGGAAAAGCAAGUUUGUAGGCUGGAAUACAAAUUUGGAGAAUUUGGAAACUAUUCUCUCUUGGUAAAGCACACCCAUGAUGGAGUCAAUGAAAUUGUGUGUGACCUGGUCGUUAAUGAGAAGCCAGUUGACAGUAACCUUCCUGUGAGCAUCGCGUUCCUCGUCGGCCUGGUGCUCAUCAUUGUGGUGUCCCUUCUAAGGUUCUCGCUGAGCUUGGAAGACUUUCAUGAUUGGAUUUCUAAAGCCAUAAACUCUCAGGAAACUGAUGGCCUCAUCAAUUCUGAGCUGGGGUCUCCGAGCAGGGCGGGCGACCCCCCACCAGAGGCCUGGCGUCAGUCGGCGACCCCCCUGCGCCUCCGCUGCGUGGACACGUUCCGCGGGAUCGCUCUCAUCCUCAUGGUCUUCGUGAACUACGGAGGUGGGAGAUACUGGUACUUCAGGCAUGCAAGUUGGAACGGACUGACGGUGGCUGACCUUGUGUUCCCGUGGUUUGUGUUUAUUAUGGGAUCUUCGAUCUUUCUGUCAAUGACUUCCGUUCUGCAGCGGGGAUGUUCCAAAUUCAGAUUGCUGGGGAAAAUUGCAUGGAGGAGUUUCCUGUUAAUCUGUAUAGGAAUUGUCAUCGUGAACCCCAAUUAUUGCCUUGGUCCACUGUCCUGGGAGAAGGUGCGCAUCCCCGGCGUGCUCCAGCGGCUCGGGGGCACCUACUUUGUGGUCGCCGUGUUGGAGCUGCUCUUUGCCAAGCCCGUGCCUGAGAUGUGCACCUCGGAGAGAAGCUGCUUUUCUCUGCUGGAUAUCACAUCCAGCUGGCCCCAGUGGCUCUUCGUCCUGAUGCUGGAAGGUGUUUGGCUGGCCUUGACCUUCUUCUUACCUGUUCCCGGAUGCCCUACCGGCUAUCUGGGCCCCGGGGGCCUCGGAGACUGGGGCAAGUACCCGAAUUGCACGGGAGGCGCUGCCGGCUACAUUGACCGCCUGCUCCUGGGAGGCCAUCACCUUUACCAGCAUCCUUCCUCGGCUGUGCUGUAUCACACCGAGGUGGCCUACGACCCAGAAGGCAUCCUGGGGACCAUCAACUCCAUCGUGAUGGCGUUUUUAGGAGUUCAGGCAGGGAAAAUACUCCUGUAUUACAAGGAUCAGACCAAAGGCAUCCUGAUCAGAUUCGCUGCCUGGGGUUGUUUUCUUGGGUUUAUUUCUGUUGCUUUGACAAAGGCUUCCGAAAAUGAAGGCUUUAUUCCAGUCAACAAAAACCUCUGGUCCAUCUCCUAUGUCACCACGCUGAGCUCUUUCGCCUUCUUCAUCCUGCUGGUCCUGUACCCCGUUGUGGACGUGAAGGGGCUGUGGACGGGAACCCCGUUCUUCUACCCGGGCAUGAACUCGAUCUUGGUGUACGUGGGCCACGAAGUCUUCGCCAACUACUUCCCCUUCCGGUGGAGGCUGGGAGACAGCGAGGCGCACAAGGAGCAUCUCGUUCAGAACACAGUCGCCACUGCUCUCUGGGUGCUCAUCGCCUACGUUCUCUAUAAGAAGAAGGUGUUUUGGAAAAUCUGAGGCCGCAGCUGAGAUGCGUUGCUGGCGGACGACAGGGCCUGGGGCCUCAUUAAAAAGAGCCAUUCGUUAUAAAACUGCAUAUUUCCAGGUUAUUGGGGGAGAUGUGGACGUGCUCAGGCUGGUUGAUUGGACAUGGCUCCUCUGACUCUGUAAUGACCCUCCACAAUGGAGGCGGCUUUCCUGCUUGGAAUCACCAAACUGAAGAAGUGUUUCUCAGGAGUGAAGGAGGAGAACACAGAGGACCAGCACUCCCGUUUUGCAGCAUCCUACUUAGGGAUUUUCUGUGAGAAUUCCACGUUGAAGGAAGCUGUGGCAAUAGGUUGCUUUGGAGCAUCCUUGCGUGGUGAGACGGGGUCACUUCGACCUGUCCCCUGAUGUCAGCUAUCACCCUGCAUGGAUAGUGAGUUUCCAGCUACCCCAUCUCUACCCGAACUCUCAUCCAAACUUGUACCUGUCCGCCUGGGUGUCCGCCAGCAUUCAGGCUCCCCCCCCUCCACCCUCUCUUCUCAAACACAAGCCUUUCCGGCUUGGAUUGUCCCAGCUCUGCAGACAGGUGACCCUCUGUCUCUCGGAUAAAACUGUCUUUCACCCGCUUUACCUCCUCUGUCCCCCUUUCCCAUGUUUAGUCAUUGCCAAGUCGUCGCAUUUCUCACGUGCACUGCCUGUUACUCUUGCCCAGAUGCCAAGAGGAAUCAUUUUUCAACCGGCCUCCUUCCCUCGCUCCCUCCUUCUGUAAAGUCACUGCCCUCUGCCCCAGAUUACACUGCAUAAACAGAGCCUGACUCGCAUCACCUCCUUACAAGCGCUUGCCCUGAAGGUGGAACAGCUUUGCUGGCAGGUAGAGCCGUCCUCCGCUGAGCCCAGCACAGCUUCUCGGCUCCCUGCCAGCCCCCUGGACCCAGCCUGCUAUUUGCAGCCCCAUCAGCUGCCUCCUGCCCCUGACUUUGCUUAGUCCCCUUAAUUUUCUCCCAUCGACGCUUGACCUAUCACAUUCGCCCCCUGCUUCUAAGGCACCUUCUCUAAUCUCUUAGUCUUGUCCCUAAGUAAUAGUUUCUUCCUCUGGGUUCUCGUCGUAUCUGGUUGGGCUCAGUCUCGUGGCACCUGUUGCUCUCUGCCUUGUAUGACAGCGACGUGGGUCCAUGACCAGCUUCCCGCGCUGGACUGAGCUUGUGGAGGAUGAGGCACGCUCCUCACGCGCAGGCGCUAAAUAAGCGUGUGUGAGAGCAAAAUGGGGUGGUGGGCUUGCUUUCGCGUGUAUCUGGAGCUAACGUGUGUGUGCGCGUGUGUGUGGGUGUGUGUGUGUGCACGCACGCGUGCACGGGGGGAGAGCUGUCAUCUUUGAGGAAACCCCUCUCUUGCGGUGCACCUUUGUGGGUGGUCAUGGCUGUGUCACCCCGAAUCUCAGCAGGCAAGGCUGAGCUGGGCCUCUCCAGAAGCAGUUCUCAAGUUGGGGUGUCGCAUCGGUUAGGAUGUUGAGCCGGACGGAGCAGGAACUCCCCAUCCAGCUGGGUUAUAAGGAGAGCAUCGCACAUAAGUAGUCCCAAGGCGGGUGGGCUCCAGCUCAGCCAGCUCGCUUCACGGCCGAGAUGCCCGCCCCAUUGCCAUCACGACAGACACACGCACUCAGCCAACGCCCCACGGGAGGGAGCGGGCAUCCCCUCUGUGCCUCAUAACGUUCUUGGCCGGAAAACGCUCCCCAAACUGUGCAAAACCAGCCGUGACAAGGGAGCUUGGACUGGCCUGGCCCGGGGCUGAGCGGGGACAGCUGGCACCUCCCUGGGGAGGGCAGGGAGUGUGCGGGGUGAGUGGCGGAGUGGGACAUGGCGGUGGGGACAGCCCUGUGCAGCGGUGGCUGCAGAAGACACGUGUCACAGUGCGUCCUGUGGGGAAGUUGGGCGGAGUCCUCGUGUAACAAAGCAGAAAGUACUGUCCUGGAGUGGGGAUGUAAUAAUUGGACAUUGUUUAUUCAGUUUUUGCACUUAUAUUCCUAAUUCCACUUUAUAAUUAGGUGAAUAAACUGCUGCUCUUA
Molecule: messenger RNA, 3994 nt
Organism: Balaenoptera musculus (blue whale)
Lineage: Eukaryota; Metazoa; Chordata; Mammalia; Artiodactyla; Balaenopteridae
Gene: HGSNAT
Product: heparan-alpha-glucosaminide N-acetyltransferase
Exons: 19
Coding region: 1-1965 (654 amino acids)
Biological process (GO): lysosomal transport
Cellular component (GO): lysosomal membrane
Source: RefSeq, a predicted model, not a curated record